AUGGAUAAAUACGACCCGGCGCUCCUCAACGCGCUGGCCGCGCACCGCCGGCUCCUCCUCGUGGAUUACGCCGGCGUGGGGCUCAGCACGGGCCGCGUGGCGCGUAGUGUGGGUGAGUCGGCGGGGGACGUGCUGGCGUUUUUGGCAGGGCUGGGCGAGCGUGAGAUGGAUGUGUUGGGGUUUAGUCUGGGGGGUAUGGUGGCGCAGUUGGUGGCGCUGAAUGCGGAGGGGGUGACGGGGGGGAGGGUGAGAGUGCGGAGGUUGGUGUUGGCGGGCACGACGCCGAGUGCGGGGGAGGGGGUGCGGCGGUCAGGGAAUGAGGAUGUGUUGGAGGUGGCGGGGGCGCAGGUGGUGGGAGUGGACACGUUUAAGAAGUUGUUUUUUGUGGAUGAUGCGGCGGGGGUGGUGGCGGCGGAGGACUGGUGGGCGAGGGUUCAUGAGCGGUCGGCGGCGACCUGCGGGGAGGAGCCGGCGACGUGGUUGAGUCAGGGGUAUGCGGACGGCGCGGUGGGGUUGAAGGCGCAGGCGCAACAGCUGGCGGGAUGGAUGACGGUGGAGGGGACCCCGGGAGAGGAAGGGUCGUUUGAUAGGUUGGGGGGUUUGGAUAUCCCGGUGUUGGUGGUGAAUGGACAUAAGCUCCCGAACGCGCAGCUCAUCAUCUACCCGAACAGCUCGCAUGGGGGAAUUUUCCAGUAUGCUUCAUACUUUGCGCAGCAGGUUCUGGCGUUCCUGAGCAUGUGA
Molecule: messenger RNA, 741 nt
Organism: Chaetomium globosum CBS 148.51
Lineage: Eukaryota; Fungi; Ascomycota; Sordariomycetes; Sordariales; Chaetomiaceae
Exons: 2
Coding region: 1-741 (246 amino acids)
Source: RefSeq, a predicted model, not a curated record